Protopolystoma xenopodis is the source of this 612-nucleotide messenger RNA. NCBI's taxonomy places the organism in Eukaryota, Metazoa, Platyhelminthes, Monogenea, Polystomatidea, Polystomatidae. The record is from the annotation of a GenBank genome assembly.
AUGACGGAAGAAAGCUUAGCACCUUUUUACCGGAAUCGAAGGAGAUUGCCUCGGAAACAGCGUCAACAUGAAUGCUCCAGUAAAGCCAAUCGACAGCUGGUCAAGAGGAAUGCGCCGUCGUCUUCUGGUGGAACCGACCUUCGAAUCUCUCUCGAAAUGGAAAGGUGUGCCCUUUUGAUUGGAUUCAGGGAGGCCCAAUCACAAUCCCUGUUGUACUUGAAGUGUCGAUCACACUCCCUCAUUCAAACCCCUCCAAGCUGGUCUUGCAACCUGGUGCUCUUCUUCUUCCCUCUGACACGCUACAACCACUCUUCUCCCAACCGCUGGAACCCGCCCAUUACCUCUCGUCUCUCUACAACAGGUCUCUCUGCAAGCCAGCCAAUCCGACGAAUGGUGGACGCCUUCAGGUGCCCCCAUCAGGGUUGCCUGUACUUCGGCAAGACCAGCAAAAGCUCCCGCGACCUAUCCCACACCGGAUUGCAUUGUUCUGUCGCCAAUCUCGCCAACCAGGCCCUGGCUUCUGACACUAAAGCACCCGUCGUCUUGGCGCCAUCACCUGUUGCAAGGGUUGACCACCUACCCGGGGGCGGUGUGAUGCCAGGCGAACUUUGA